Messenger RNA from Python bivittatus (Burmese python), 2340 nucleotides. The record is from RefSeq and is a predicted model, not a curated record. NCBI's taxonomy places the organism in Eukaryota, Metazoa, Chordata, Lepidosauria, Squamata, Pythonidae.
CAAGAGAGAAACCAGUCAAAUAAUUGGGAUAAGGAAAGCGCAUCUUCCACUUAUGCUCAGAUGCAAGACUUUGUUGCCCAACAAGGAAAAAGAAAGAAAAAAUACAUUGGGGAAAGUGUAAAACUAUUCAGAGACAAAGUAGAUGUAAAUGAACACUACUCAACCCAAACCAAAGGAGAAGAUUAUAUAUGCAGAGACAAUGGAAAACAUUCCAAUUGGACUUUCACUCUUUCUCCUAAAAAUGGGUCUCUUACAUCUCAUAAAAGGAUCCACACAGAAGAGAAGCCAUAUAAAUGCAUGGAGUGUGGAAAAAGCUUCUGUCAUAGUGGUUCCCUUACUUACCAUAACAGCAUCCACACAGGGGAGAAACCAUAUAAAUGCGUGGAAUGUGGAAGGAGCUUUAGUAAUAGCAGUCAACUUACUUCCCAUAAAAGGAUCCACACAGGAGAGAAACCAUAUAAAUGCAUGGAGUGUGGAAAGAGCUUUACAAAUAGCAGUGAGCUUACUUCCCAUAAAAGGAUCCACACAGGAGAGAAACCAUAUAAAUGCAUGGAGUGUGGAAAGAGCUUUACAAAUAGCAGUGAGCUUACUUCCCAUAAAAGGAUCCACACAGGAGAGAAACCAUAUAAAUGCAUGGAGUGUGGAAAGAGCUUUACAAAUAGCAGUGAGCUUACUUCCCAUAAAAGGAUCCACACAGGAGAGAAACCAUAUAAAUGCUUGGAGUGUGGAAAGACCUUUAUUCAGAGUGGUCAACUUACUUCCCAUAAAAGGAUCCACACAGGCGAGAAACCAUAUAAAUGCUUGGAGUGUGAAAAGAGUUUUCCUCAUAGUAGUCAACUUACUUCCCACAAAAGGAUCCACACAGGGGAGAAGCCAUAUAAAUGCACUGAGUGUGGAAAGCAUUUCAGCCAACAUAGUACACUUACUACCCAUAAAAGGAUCCACACAGGGGAGAAGCCAUAUAAAUGCACUGAGUGUGGAAAGCAUUUCAGCCAACAUAGUACACUUACUACCCAUAAAAGGAUCCACACAGGGGAGAAGCCAUAUAAAUGCACUGAGUGUGGAAAGCAUUUCAGCCAACAUAGUACACUUACUACCCAUAAAAGGAUCCACACAGGGGAGAAGCCAUAUAAAUGCACUGAGUGUGGAAAGCAUUUCAGCCAACAUAGUACACUUACUACCCAUAAAAGGAUCCACACAGGGGAGAAGCCAUAUAAAUGCACUGAGUGUGGAAAGCAUUUCAGCCAACAUAGUACACUUACUACCCAUAAAAGGAUCCACACAGGGGAGAAGCCAUAUAAAUGCACUGAGUGUGGAAAGCAUUUCAGCCAACAUAGUACACUUACUACCCAUAAAAGGAUCCACACAGGGGAGAAGCCAUAUAAAUGCACUGAGUGUGGAAAGCAUUUCAGCCAACAUAGUACACUUACUACCCAUAAAAGGAUCCACACAGGGGAGAAGCCAUAUAAAUGCACUGAGUGUGGAAAGCAUUUCAGCCAACAAAGUACACUUACUUCUCAUAAAAGGAUCCACACAGGAGAGAAUCCAUAUAAAUGCAUGGAAUGUGGAAAGGGCUUCAGCCAGCACAGAAAUCUUACUUCCCAUAAAAGGAUCCACACAGGAGAGAAGCCGUAUGUGUGCAGAGAGUGUGGAAAGAGCUUCAGUCAUAGUAAUUCCCUUACCUAUCAUAAAAGAAUCCACACAGGGGAGAAACCAUAUAAGUGCAUGGAGUGUGGGAAGAACUUUGCUAAUAGCAGUGAGCUUACUACCCAUAAAAGGAUCCACACAGGGGAGAAGCCAUAUAAAUGCUUGGAGUGUGGAAAGCACUUCAGCCAACAUAGUAUAUUUACUUCCCAUAAAAGGAUCCACACAGGGGAGAAGCCAUAUAAAUGCUUGGAGUGUGGAAAGACCUUUACUCAGAAGGGUACUCUUACUUCCCAUAAAAGGAUCCACACAGGGGAGAAACCAUAUAAAUGCAUGGAAUGUGGAAAGGGCUUCUGCGAAAAUGGGUCACUUACUGUUCAUAAAAGGAUCCACACAGGGGAGAAGCCAUAUAAAUGCAUGGAGUGUGGAAAGCACUUUAGCCAACAUAGUACACUUACUUCCCAUAAAAGAAUCCACAUAGGAGAGAAUCCAAAUAAAUAUGUGGAAUGUGGAAAGAGCUUCAGCAGGUGUAAUGACCUAAUUUCCCAUACACAGAUUCAUUUGGGUGAGAAACCAUGUAAAUUCUAGAUUUAGUUGGUUAAAUCUAUGCAUUUCCUUUUUAUACUUAAAACCCACACUAACCAAGUUCUCCAUUACGAAAGUAACAACCCAACCUCCCAUAAGAGGAGCUGUGUA